GGCCCGAUUAGCUCAGUUUCUCUUUCCCCUUCGUCUCCGGCGUACGAAGAAUUUGUGCUCCCGCCGCCUUUACGCCGUCGUUUUGGAACUCCCCUACUCUCAGCAACAAUGGCGACUGUUAUGCAGAAAAUCAAGGACAUCGAAGAUGAGAUGGCAAGAACGCAGAAGAACAAAGCAACCGCCCAUCAUCUGGGCUUGCUGAAGGCGAAACUUGCAAAACUUCGGAGAGAAAUUCUUACACCAGCAUCGAAGGGAGGUGGUGGUGCUGGAGAAGGCUUUGAUGUCACCAAAAGUGGUGAUGCAAGAGUCGGCCUUGUGGGUUUUCCUUCAGUUGGAAAAUCCACUCUCUUAAACAAAUUAACUGGAACUUUUUCAGAGGUUGCUUCUUAUGAGUUUACUACUUUAACUUGCAUUCCUGGUGUGAUCACAUAUCGAGGAGCUAAAAUUCAGUUAUUGGAUCUUCCUGGUAUUAUUGAGGGUGCCAAAGAUGGCAAGGGUAGAGGUCGGCAGGUCAUCAGUACAGCUCGCACAUGUAACUGCAUUCUGAUUGUUCUAGAUGCCAUAAAACCAAUCACUCACAAGCGUUUAAUAGAGAAAGAGCUCGAGGGAUUUGGUAUAAGAUUGAACAAGGAACCACCAAAUCUGUCUUUCCGGAGGAAAGACAAAGGUGGAAUCAAUCUCACCUCUACGGUUACAAACACGAAUCUUGACCUCGAAACGGUGAAGGCAAUUUGCGGCGAAUAUCGAAUACACAAUGCUGACAUCAAUCUGCGAUACGAUGCAACAGCUGAUGACCUCAUCGAUGUUAUUGAGGGCAGUAGAGUAUAUAUGCCUUGCAUCUAUGCUGUCAAUAAGAUUGAUCAGAUUACAUUUGAAGAACUGGAGAUUCUCGAUAAACUUCCGCAUUAUUCCCCAGUCAGCGCACAUUUGGAAUGGAAUCUCGAUGGGCUUCUUGAGAAAGUAUGGGAAUAUCUAAGUUUAACUCGUAUUUACACAAAGCCAAAGGGGAUGAAUCCUGAUUAUGACGAUCCUGUCAUAUUGUCGUCGAAGAGAAGAACAGUUGAGGACUUCUGUAAUAGAAUCCACAAGGACAUGCUUAAACAAUAUAAAUAUGCAUUGGUUUGGGGCUCUAGCGCAAAACACAAACCCCAGAGAGUGGGCAAGGAGCACGAACUGGAAGACGAAGAUGUUGUGCAAAUCAUUAAAAAGGUCUAGUUUCUCAACUUAAAUACGUCGAAUUAAUGCAUAUGGUGUGAUUCUACGAGCAGUGAUGCUUAGAGUUCUUUAUCGAGUGUAAGACUUUCGUUCUUUUACUAAGUUAUUAUUGUACUCGAUCGUGUAAUUUUAGUGUGAUGGAUUGAAGCUAGUUUUCGAGGACUAACGGAUUUUGAGGGUCUUUUGGUCAUAAAUUAUAUAUCUAUUAACUAGAGAAAAUUUUGUUCUUAGCUAUUGCUAUUUGAGGAUGGGCAGCUUUUUUGCUUUUUAAUGAUUCUGCGCAUUAUUUGGU
This is a messenger RNA of Erythranthe guttata (spotted monkey flower), 1507 nucleotides long. RefSeq names its product GTP-binding protein-like protein. NCBI's taxonomy places the organism in Eukaryota, Viridiplantae, Streptophyta, Magnoliopsida, Lamiales, Phrymaceae. The record is from RefSeq and is a predicted model, not a curated record. Gene Ontology annotation, molecular function: GTP binding; GTPase activity.